UUUACUGCAGAAAAUGGCGUUUUACACAAGGUGUUUGCAAGAUCUGCCAAAUAUUACUAUUAACGAUGUCCACCGCAUCAUUCAAGCCUCCUCUUCUGCACCAAGAAGUAAGCGUGAGAAGGGGUUUAAAAUGUAUGUAUCCAGUUACAUCGAUAACUACGAAGAUCGUCUUUGUGGAUUCAUCCCCUGUUGAGAUGUGCAAUGCUGAGUGUUCAUGUGUGGCUGGAACAGCACUGUGCAAUCAUACUGUUGCACUUCUUUACCAAACUGCGCACUAUUCCCAACUGAACCUUACGGCAGUCCCCCCCGUUCUGAGUUGCACUGAGACAGAACAACGCUGGCACAAGCCAAGAACUAUGGGUGUGAAACCAGGUAGAGUCGGUGACAUGGUGGUAGAUUCUACCAAGCCAAAGCAGAGGACUGUUGCUGAUGGUGUAAGGCUUGAGCCCACCAGCUGCCAGUUUGUUUGCAGUCACCAACAGCAACUACAUCUGCAGUCACUGGAGACUACGUUGGACAUGGCCAGGAGAAUAGAAGCUGCCACAAGGAAACAGAGUGACUCUGUGGAGUGGUACAGAUUCUAUAUGACCGGAAAUAAGUAUGCACACACUUGCGCCCCGGAAGUUAAAGGGCGCCAUCUUGUGCAACGAGCCCAAUACCGAGAGAUUGAGGGUUCCCCUGGCAAUGAGGGAUCGCGAGGUUCACCAGGACGUGCAUAUCAGUGA
Carassius auratus (goldfish) is the source of this 725-nucleotide messenger RNA. RefSeq lists its product as uncharacterized. Gene Ontology annotation, molecular function: zinc ion binding. The record is from RefSeq and is a predicted model, not a curated record. NCBI's taxonomy places the organism in Eukaryota, Metazoa, Chordata, Actinopteri, Cypriniformes, Cyprinidae. The coding region runs from base 66 to 725 and encodes 219 amino acids. The transcript has 5 exons.